UGAUGUUUUAUUUAAAUCAUGAUAGUCUGAAAUAAUAUUUUUCUCCAUACCUACAAUAACCAUCCAUGUAACAUCUACGUAAAUGUAUACCUUCUUAAAAUUGUAAUAGCUGGACUUUUUGAUAUUUGUUUAAAGGAUGCGCCUUUAAAAGAGCAUAACUAAAAACUUCACAGUAUUUAAAAUGGCGGAUACCGUUAAAACUGAUAGUGUGGGAGGCAGAAAGCCGAAGAAGCCUCUGAUUGUCCAGUUCGCAAGAAGCAUGGACAGUGGAACCUCUUCUCUCAUAGCUAGUGACGAUUUAGUGGACGAUGUCGACUUUGGAAGUUCCGUGGCCAAGGGUGAGCUACAUCUUGACAUGAUAGCGGACCGAUUCUCCACGCUAAACGAGGUCACAACGGCCCUCAAAAAGAUCGGCAUGGAUGACUGUGGGCUCAUAUUUGGUAUCGACUACACAUUGAGUAACAAGAUACAGGGUGAGAAGACCUUUCACGGGCUUAGUCUGCACGACACAACCAGCCAGAAAAACAACCCAUACCAGGAGGUCAUAUGUAUACUGGGGGAAACCCUUGAACCUCUUGAUGAUGACGGUAUAAUCCCAGCGUACGGUUUUGGUGACAGAAAAGUAAAAGACAAGGGCGUAUUUCCGUUAAAGGCUGAGGGCGAGUGUGACGGAUUUCUCGAUGUUCUGGACGUGUAUAAUGAGAUAACGCCCACGAUAAAACUGGGAGGACCAACCAACUUUGCACCACUCAUUGAUGAAGCGAUCAGAAUCGUCAAGGAAACGAAACAGUACCACAUCUUAGUGAUAGUCGCGGACGGUCAGGUCACAAAUGAGGACGAUACUAUCCGGGCCAUCACAGAGGCCUCCGAGCUUCCCCUGUCCAUCAUCGUCAUAGGGGUAGGUGACGGCCCCUGGGACGUUAUGGAGGACUUUGAUGACAAGCUACCGAAGCGGAAGUUUGACAACUUUCAGUUUGUUGACUUCCAUCAGGUGAAGUCGAAUGCAAGAAACCCCCAAGCGGCCGUGGCGCUAGCCGCCCUCAUGGAAAUUCCGGACCAGUUUAUGUUCAUUAAGGAAAACAAACUCGUCGAAAAGCUUAAGUGAAAGAAAGAAUUGUAUGACAGUUAAAUUGGUUGUGACAUAUUCAUGUUUUACUGAAUGAUUAUGAUGGACUAAAUCUUGUGUGUACAGGCAGGAUAUCAGUUCGAGAUUAAACAAUCCAGGCCCUAUGAAGCAGGGAACCAUAGUGAUGUUAAUGCUUUCAGUGCCAUUUAAAAUCCAUUUCAACAAUCGUGAACAUUUAGUUCGAGUUUGAACGAUCCAUGCCAUGCACGUAGGAAACCAUAGUGAUUGAUAAUGUGCUCAGUGCCUUUUAAAAAAUCGAUUUCAACAAUCAUGAACAUUAGGUUCGAGAAUGAACGAUCAAGGCCCUUUGAGGCAGGGAACCAUAGUGGUUAUUCAUGUUUUCAGUGCCAUUUAAAAAUCAAUUUCAACAACCGUGAAGAUUUAGUUUCAGGCCCCUUAAAGCAGGGAACCCUAGUGAUUUUUGUCAGUGUCAUUAAAAAACAACAUUUCAAGGUUGUUCCUUUAACAUUAUAAAGCCUUUGCGUAGAAUUCGGUUAUCUCGAAUUUAUCCAUUUGUAUUUAAAGAAUGAAUUGCGGGGUUGAUGUCAUUAUCGGGGUAUGAACGCAAUUGGGCUGGUCUAAGUGUGUGGAGUCCAAAGGACUCCGCAUGUACUUUGACCAGCCCAAUUGCGUUCAUAUCCCCGAUAAUGACAUCAACCCCGCAAUUCAUUCCUUAUAUUUACACCAAUAGUUCAUUAUUUUAUGAUGACGUUAAAAAAUACUUCAUUUCAUUUCGGAUUACCUUUCAGUAAUCCUUUCUUACCCUUUCUUAUUCUGUAAAUGUGCAGCUACCUGAAAUUGAAAUGAUAAACGAUCAAUCCUGAAUUUUCAAUUACCUUGAUAUUGAAUAUUGUCUCGCACUUUCAUUUUGGUAUGCUAGAAGUUUCUUUUAUUAACAAGCUGGAUAUAUAUAAAUGAUACUUGUAUUUUUAAUCAAUAUAACAAGCAUACAUUUUGAGUGACAAGUCUUUAACUACGUACAAAAUAAUGCAUUAAUGGUAAAAUGAUAACAUGAUUGUCACCGUGUAUUUAAUAGCUUAGAACGCACAAAUAUUAAAUGACUGGUGAGUCCUAAACAAUUUACAGUAAUGAACUAUCUUCUCAUACGGUAGAGAUGUCGUGUUUUCUGCACCUUUCUUUCAAAUUAAACACGGUAUUCUCCAUAACAACCAUUGUUUUCGAUAUGUAUUUAUCCUUUUAGGUAAAUAAGAACAAUUGUAUUAAUUAUGGUACUCCUUAUCUGCGAGUAAGAGGGUAUCUGUAAAUGAGGCAGUUUUGAUCUGCAUGAAUUAGUAGACAUUAUACUAAAAAGUACAGUGAAAACUAUGUAUACCAUGUUUUCCUUACAUAGCAAAGAAAAGUCGGUUUGUCUUUAAGCGGUCAUAAAUAAUCAUUGAACUUAAGCCUUGUUGUCAAUGGCGUUGUGAUUAUAUUUUUAUUUGUAAUGAAUGAUUUUAUGUCGGAAUUGUUACGGAUGUAUUGUAAGUAACUUCACAUUUAUGUAAGGGUGUGUACUAUGCAGAGAUAAACAACAUAUCUUGUAAUAUUGAACGUUUCUUAAAAAUGUAUUUAAAAAAUUGUCUUUAUAUAAGAGACAUAUGGACGUAUUUAAAAACAAUGAACCUAUUCUUGUUUAAAUAUCGGAACAGGUCAAUACAGGCAACAAGCUCAGUUAGUUUCUUCUACAUGUUGAAAUCUGAUUUAUUUCGUUAAUUAUAACGACUAUCUUUGGCAAUUUGGUAGCCAGCGCGUGCCACAUAAUAAAGAAAUUUACGCAAUAACACAAAUGAAGAGCGCUUACCUUGUUAAAGAUCAAAAGAGAUACAUUGUGAAGCCAAAGUGGCCUCUGUUAACGUACUGUUGCAUAGGAAAUGGUUGUCUUCCAUCCAGUUCAUACAAACAUACAGCUUCAAUGUAUAUCUGUGACUGAUAAAGCAGUAAAUAUAACGCCGUCGGAAUGGUUAAGUAGUUACGAGGAUGGAUCGUCAAUCCAGCGAUUCAGGUUCGAUGCCGGCCUAAGGCAGCUCAUUCUGCGAAGCGAAUUGUCUUUGUUUAUUUCCUGAGUCUUUUCUGUUUAUGAUUUGUAUAUAUUUUGUAAAUAAAUAUCAAAUCUUG
Messenger RNA from Mya arenaria, 3241 nucleotides. Its product is annotated as copine family protein 1-like. The transcript has 9 exons. Lineage: Eukaryota; Metazoa; Mollusca; Bivalvia; Myida; Myidae. The record is from RefSeq and is a predicted model, not a curated record. The coding region runs from base 182 to 1105 and encodes 307 amino acids.